This is a messenger RNA of Rotaria socialis, 855 nucleotides long. The record is from the annotation of a GenBank genome assembly. Lineage: Eukaryota; Metazoa; Rotifera; Eurotatoria; Philodinida; Philodinidae.
AUGAUCAAACUUCUACCAGUACAAUAUCAUAUUGUUCUUGCUGAAACAUAUAAUAAUCUAUUUCGUACAGCAGAUUGGGGAAAACACUGGAAAACUGCUCGAACUAUUUGUCUCAACAAAAUCGACACUCCAGCACCGACUACAAAUCAAUUGCGUCCAAUUUCAAUGUUACCAAUCUUCAGAUUAUCAAUUGUUCAUCUCGUAUCGGCCUUUUUGUAUUGGUGGGCAUGGGAUGAUCGAUCAUGGCGUGACGUUAUUAUGAUACCUGAAUAUCUAAAUCACAUCGAAGCUGGGCUUUAUAUAUGGUCAACUAGCUGGUAUCCAAGACUCGGUACACUUGGAGGUUAUUAUGCAAGGACAAUACACAAGAUCGAGUUGACUGCGUCUAUUGUGGAUCUAGUAGCGAAUUUUGGAUGGAUCAUGUCGUGGUAUAUGACUUACACACGUACCCUUGGUCGUGGUUUCACAUUGGAUGAUCCCGAUGUGAUUGCUUUUUCAACAACGACAAUCGCUGCAAUCAUUUAUGUAGUAUACAGCACUCAAGUUUACGUUCACCCAGAAGAAUAUAACGACAAUAUUUUGUAUACUUAUGGAGACAUCAUGUAUUUUCUUGGUGCUUGUUACUAUUUAUUUGCUGGUUUGCGUGACAGUAAUUGGCUUUGGUUUCUUCCCUUCGCAGGUCAAUAUGGUGUGGCGGCAGGCAGAGUACACGUUGAAACAAAGCCUCUGCCAAAAAUUGGGCAACCAGUCGUGCUGAUGACAGAUUGUUGCCGGCGACGACCAAAGAAAAAAAUUGAGAAAGCAGAAGAAGAAGAAUUGAAUGGACGCAAUGACAUUAUCAUUUCAUAUUUUUAA